Molecule: messenger RNA, 1063 nt
Organism: Ahaetulla prasina
Lineage: Eukaryota; Metazoa; Chordata; Lepidosauria; Squamata; Colubridae
Product: olfactory receptor 52B2-like
Exons: 2
Coding region: 1-936 (311 amino acids)
Biological process (GO): G protein-coupled receptor signaling pathway
Cellular component (GO): membrane
Molecular function (GO): olfactory receptor activity; G protein-coupled receptor activity
Source: RefSeq, a predicted model, not a curated record
AUGAGUGAGAAUCUUACUGACAACCUCCCUCCUGCUUCCUUCAUCCUGGUCGGCAUCCCUGGCCUGGAGGAAUACCACAGCUGGAUGGCGGUGGCCUUCUGCCUGAUGUACCUCUUUGCGCUUCUGGGAAACCUCUCCCUGCUCUUCCUCAUCCGAAUGGAGCACAGCCUCCACGAGCCCAUGUACCUCUUCUUGGCCAUGCUGGCAGUGGCCGACUUGACCUUGUCGUCCUCCACUGUGCCCAAAACCUUGAGCGUCCUCUGGUCCUACUCCAAGGAAAUCUCCUUUGAUGGCUGCCUUGCCCAGAUGUUCUUCACCCACAUCAGCUUCAUUGCAGAGUCCACCAUCCUGCUGGCCAUGGCUUUUGAUCGCUACGUUGCCAUCUGCUGGCCACUGCAAUACACCUCCAUCCUGUCUCCCUCCAUGGUGGCCAAGACCGGCUUGGUGGCUCUGGUCAGGAGUUUCUGUGUGAUGUUCCCGACCAUCUUCCUCCUCAAGAGGCUGCCUUACUGUGGGAAAAGGGUGAUGCCCCACUCCUACUGCGAGCACAUGGGCAUUGCCCGCAUGGCCUGUGCCAAUAUCGCUGUCAACAUUUGGUACGGCUUUGUGACAACCCUUCUGUCUCCCGGCUUAGACGUUUUCCUCAUUGCUGCUUCUUACCUCCUGAUCCUCAGAGCUGUCUUCAGGUUUCCUUCCAAAGACACCCGCCUGAAGGCCCUGGGGACCUGCGGCUCUCACGUCUGCGUCAUCCUGAUGUUUUACACCCCAGCCUUCUUCUCCUUCUUUGCCCACCGGUUCGGCCAUGGCAUCCCCCAGGCUGUCCUCAUCCUCCUGGCCAAUCUCUACCAACUGCUGCCACCAAUGCUCAACCCCGUGGUCUAUGCCGUAAAAACCCAGCUGAUCUGGAAGAGGCUCAGCAGGGCCUUCGGCAAGUGAGGCAGGGGUCCCCACUGCACCCACAAACGAGGUGGGGGCGGAGGAGCCAACUUCACCAACCCUCAUUUCUGUUGCUUGGAUGGAGUUUUGCACCGUGAGAAAACGGUUGGACUCCACUCCAUCCUAU